GCCAUCCGCCGCCAUGACGGAGCAGAUGACGCUGCGGGGCACGCUGAAGGGCCACAACGGCUGGGUGACGCAGAUCGCCACCACGCCGCAGUUCCCCGACAUGAUCCUGUCCGCGUCCCGCGACAAAACCAUCAUCAUGUGGAAGCUGACGCGGGACGAGACCAACUACGGGAUCCCACAGCGUGCCCUGCGUGGGCACUCGCACUUUGUCAGCGACGUGGUCAUCUCCUCCGACGGGCAGUUCGCCCUCUCGGGCUCCUGGGACGGCACCUUGCGCCUCUGGGACCUCACCACUGGCACCACCACCCGUCGCUUCGUGGGUCACACUAAGGAUGUCCUGAGCGUUGCCUUCUCCUCCGACAACCGCCAGAUUGUGUCGGGCUCCAGGGAUAAGACCAUCAAACUCUGGAAUACUCUGGGGGUCUGCAAGUACACGGUGCAGGAUGAGAGCCACUCGGAAUGGGUGUCCUGCGUUCGCUUCUCCCCCAACAGCAGCAACCCCAUCAUCGUGUCCUGCGGCUGGGACAAGCUGGUCAAGGUGUGGAAUUUGGCCAACUGCAAGUUGAAGACCAACCACAUCGGGCACACAGGAUAUCUGAACACGGUGACAGUGUCCCCUGAUGGCUCCCUCUGUGCCUCGGGGGGAAAGGAUGGGCAGGCCAUGCUGUGGGACCUCAACGAGGGCAAACACCUCUACACGCUGGAUGGAGGGGACAUCAUCAAUGCUCUCUGCUUCAGCCCCAACCGCUACUGGCUCUGCGCAGCCACCGGGCCCAGCAUCAAGAUCUGGGAUCUGGAAGGGAAAAUCAUCGUGGAUGAGCUGAAGCAGGAGGUGAUCAGCACCAGCAGCAAAGCGGAGCCGCCCCAGUGCACAUCCCUGGCCUGGUCUGCAGAUGGGCAGACUCUCUUUGCGGGAUACACGGAUAACCUGGUCCGAGUAUGGCAGGUGACCAUCGGGACACGCUGAAGCCCCACUUUGGGAAUCCCAAUAAACUAGCGCUCAUCACCACUUCGUGUCCAGUUCUGGCUCCUUGCUUGGAUCAGAGCCCAGUCCCCAUAUUCCCAGCUCCAGAUUCCCAAAAGUAUUGUCCCCAGCCUCAAAGCCACUGGGGAUUCAGUCCCACAGCACUGAAAUUAUGUGAUGGAGGGAGGACAUUCUGUGUCCUUCCAGUUAAUGGGGGGCUCUCGUUCGUUCCCAGACUCUGGAAGAACCUGGCAACACACACACAAUUCCCAAGGAACCCCAGAAUUUAGCUCAUUCCGGAGGCACUGGUGGUCUCCUCAUCCCCACCAGGGAUUUUCCUUAAUAAAGGGAAGGAUUUAAGGUGGAAUAUA
Molecule: messenger RNA, 1335 nt
Organism: Pezoporus flaviventris
Lineage: Eukaryota; Metazoa; Chordata; Aves; Psittaciformes; Psittacidae
Gene: RACK1
Product: receptor for activated C kinase 1
Exons: 9
Coding region: 14-967 (317 amino acids)
Biological process (GO): positive regulation of protein phosphorylation; rescue of stalled cytosolic ribosome
Cellular component (GO): cytosol; nucleus
Molecular function (GO): ribosome binding; protein kinase C binding; translation regulator activity
Source: RefSeq, a predicted model, not a curated record